AUGGCCAUGGAAGCUAUGUACCAAAGCCCGCCGGCUGCGAAUGCAUUCCCAACGCCUUCCACAACCCCGGGACGGCCACCGUCAAUCCAUAUACGGGGCGACUCGCUGGACUCGCCGAUAUCCCUCCCCAAUCACAUCUCUUCUCCUGGCGGACACAGUGAGUUUGACUCCAUCGCCGACGAAGAUGUCAUUUCGCCUUUGGAUCCCCGAAGAUUCACACCCACUCUGCACGCCUCUCUUGUCUCUGAGAUUCUUGCUUUACGGCGAGAUGUGGAGAGUAAGACUAAGGCCAUCGAUGUCUUGGAGAACACUCUCGAUGAGACUCGAACAGAGAAUGAGAAGCUGACUGAACGACUGGCCAAGCACUCCAAGGAGUCUCGGUCACUGAAACACCAGUUGCAACUGCUGGAAGGCGGUAGUUCUUCGGCUCUUACGGAACUGGCAAAGGAGAGGGACAGUGCACUGGACGGGGUAUCUGAAUACCGCCGGAAACUCGAGCAGGCGCAGAAAAAGGCUAGGAGCCGCGAGGAAGAAUUGGAAAGGACGACCCAACUAUGGACCCGUGAUAAAGAGGCCUGGGAUGGCGAACGGAGAAAUCUGGAGCGGAAAGUCCAUGUGGUUGAAGGCCGUCUCAAAGUUGUCCUGAACGAAGUUGCAGCCGUUCAAGCUGCAAGCUCCCGCGAGCCUUCGCUGCACGAUGCACAAGACGCACUGAAGGAGGCGUCCACAGGCAAGGACAGUGAUUCAGUGAGCAUGUACUCGAGCAGCCAAGGACGGUACCGAACCAGCAUCACGAGUUUGAGUAGUGCCGCUAGCGAUGACAAUCAUGGGCUCACUGACGGGCGUUAUUCCGUCAUGAGCGCUGCCGGCAUGCUAGGCUCACAGACGAACCUUGCAGACGAGUUAGCGUUUGAUGAAGACGAUGAGUUUGACCUUGAUGAUGAUGAUAUGCCUCAAUCCCCCGAAGCGCUCCCCGAAGAACGCCCUGUUUCGGUCCAUUCGCAAAUGUCCCAUACAAUGAGUAGUAAAGCACGAAAAAUACUUGGGCUUUCGCUCGACGAGAGAAUGGACAGCUUCGCUGCGAAGACCGAGGAGCCUCCAGAGACUAGGAGUCAUCCGUUGGAUCAUGCUCCGCCUGUCAAAUACCAAGAUACGGGUGUUCAAUACUCUCCUCCUGCUUCUCCAGUUCUAUCUCCAAUAGCGGAUAAGUUGGUUGAAGCGAGCGUGGGGACUGAGAAUGACAAGAUGUCUCUAUACCAAACAAAGGAGAGCAGUACAUCGACUUUGACCAUCGAUAUGGUUUCAGCCUCCGCUCAGACUGUCGAUAGUCUUCCCACCCCUCCAUGGACGCCGAGGGUCGAUGCACCACCAGAAUCGCCAAUUGUCGAGCAGGUCGCCAUGGUAUCAGCUUCUGUUCAGACGGACACCCAUGCCGAGGUUGAGGCCGAGACUAAGCCUCCAGUGGAGGACAAGCCAGCAAGCAUUGAGAUUCCAAUGAUCACAAUUCAGCCUCCCGUAUCCGAACCUUCUUCUCCUCGAGGAAGUGUAGUCCUACCACCUCGAACCAAGAGUAUAUCCUGCCAGGCCGACAUCAAGCCAAUCAACGAAACUCGCACGACUGGUAUCCAAACUGAGCCCAUCCGCAUUGAUCAACGGCCCGUCAAGCUUCCAGCAAGCUUGCUCCCAUCCGCGAUUCCAGAUUUCCCGCUGAGCACGGCCACACUAGGCCACGCUGUUCAACCAUACCGCGCGCCUUCCCCGAAUACGGUCAAUGGCCAGAGAAAGGUGCCGCCUCUCGUGGUGGAGACGCCAGCUGAUCUGACCGCGCCGAGCAAGUUCGGUCAUAUUCAGGCUUACCCAGGGAACAACGAUAAUGGUCCCUUAUCAGGCGAUUCCAAGGCCAAUUUGAGGCGACCUUUGCGAUCCAGUAGUCUCUUUGCUGGGUUUGAACAGACAAGCGAUGAUGAAGGUGUGGCCGCAAGGGACGUUUUCACCGACGAUGAGUUGCUCAACCGGCCUUUCGCAUCAUACAAGGUGCGGCGGGGCAAGCUUGUCUCCGCGAGUGAACGCCGCCGCAGUCUGGAGGAGGCCAUGCUGCCGGAUCUGACUGAGGAUCUCGACUCGGAAUCUCGCUUUGAGGCAGGAAUCGGCAGUGAAUACACAAGCCCGCCAGGAUCAUCUUGGUCGCGGUUUGGGGCUUCAGGACCUCGACAGCAUGAUAUACGCAAAGCCGCAAUGAUCACAAGCGGAGCAGCAACACAUAUGAGGCGAGCGCGUAGCCCGAGCGAGCCGAGUAUCGACAGUGGCAGUGGUAGCAAUGCGUCUAGCGUGGCGCCCCCGUUCCCUGUCCCGAUCCGACUCAGCUCGAGGAAGUUUCCUCAGACUGGAAGCGAGGGACGACAGAGCCCAACACCCUCGUCGCGGAAUUUCUCUGAUCGCCCACGCCCAAGCAUCGUUCGUCGUCCUACGCUGCGACGUGUCCGCUCUGCGGCCACAAUGUCUCAGACGGAUCAAACGAGCCGGCCGACAACCCGAUCAUCUCCCGCCAUGUCAAUGUCUUCGUACAGCCACGAUAGCCCUCGCCAUCCUCCCAUGCCAUUUGAUGAUAUCACGACGCCUCGGGAUCGACGAAGCUCUAAUGCACGCGGCUCUCGCCGACCAAGUACGUCGCAGCAGCUGACACACGAACGACAAGAAUCCACGACGUCGGUCCAGCCUACUAGUGUGGUCGAUGCCAUCGCCCAAACCAUGGUCGGCGAGUGGAUGUGGAAGUAUGUUCGCCGAAGGCGGUCAUUUGGCGGAGACAAGGACAACUGGGAAGGCCGCAACGCUGAAGAGGUCUCUGCCAGCAUCACCAAUAGUGGAGUAAGACACAAGCGAUGGGUUUGGCUCGCGCCGUACGAAAGAGCGGUAAUGUGGAGCAGCAAGCAGCCAACCACUGGGCCUGCCCUGCUAGGCAAGAGUGGUAGGAAGUUGAUCAUCCAAUCUGUCCUCGACGUCAAGGAUGACAAUCCGUUGCCCAAGGGCUUCACUGGCCCGGUCCAGUUCAACCGCUCUAUUCUAAUCCUAACGCCUCAGCGAGCCCUCAAGUUUACGGCCACCAGCAUCGAGCGUCACUAUAUCUGGCUAACAGCCUUGUCAUUCCUAAGCCACUCCGCAAUAGGUCUUCAAGACCUUUCCUCCCUCCCACCAGUGCCGCAAGAGGAGUAUGCCCGCCCUGCUCCCACAGCAACCCUCCGCCGCAAUCCUAUUCGCGACUCGAUCCGAAUCGCCAAGGGCCGCCCACGCCCUUUCCCUAAGGGCAAGGGGAAGCGGGCCUUCACCCAUCCAGAGCCCGUCCCUGAACUACCCGCAGAUUUCGACGCCGAAGUCCGAGCAUCCGAAGACGCAGCUGCUCCGCCAACAGUGCCGCGCUUCUCGAACCACUCCCGCAAGCGCAGCAAUACCGCGCCGAGGAUGCCAAUACCAAAUAUCCGCAGCUUCUCAAGCAACAAUACUGCGCCUUCGAUGCGAAGUUCGUCCGAUGCAGCAGCGGCGCCGUCUGUACCCUCGCAUGGCCUGAAUAGCGUGCGGAGUAGCUUCAGCCACCGAGGGUCGGAAACGAGUAGUGUGCGGACGGGCAACUUCUUUGAUGCCAUUGGCACCGUGCGUAUGGAGGCCUUCAUUGACCAGACCGAGUCGAACCGCUACCGAGCUGGGAACCCGCGUCGCCAUACGCGCAAGGCGUCAACCCCCUGGAGUAUGAACCAGGGAUACCCUGAAUUGGAGUCUCCGUUUGAAGAGGUUCAUGAGGACCCAUUCCACGGAUUCUAG
Messenger RNA from Aspergillus mulundensis, 3813 nucleotides. RefSeq names its product putative nuclear migration protein. Gene Ontology annotation, biological process: dynein-driven meiotic oscillatory nuclear movement; microtubule cytoskeleton organization; establishment of mitochondrion localization. Gene Ontology annotation, cellular component: cell cortex; mitochondrion. The transcript is spliced from 2 exons. Lineage: Eukaryota; Fungi; Ascomycota; Eurotiomycetes; Eurotiales; Aspergillaceae. The record is from RefSeq and is a predicted model, not a curated record. Gene Ontology annotation, molecular function: tubulin binding; phospholipid binding. The coding region runs from base 1 to 3813 and encodes 1270 amino acids.